CGGUUCCCCGUUUCCCAUCCGAGAUCAACCCCAUCGACUAAUCGAAGCCGGGGUUUUUCUCGGAGAGUUGACUCAUCUGAUUCGCACAGAAUUUUUCACUUCAAAGCCGUUACUUGAUGGCGCCGGUUUCAGCGUUGGCAAAGUACAAGCUGGUGUUCUUGGGUGACCAGUCCGUGGGCAAGACCAGCAUAAUCACUCGCUUCAUGUACGAUAAGUUCGAUAAUAUCUAUCAGGCUACAAUUGGUAUUGAUUUUCUAUCUAAAACUAUGUAUCUUGAAGAUCGAACUGUCCGACUGCAGUUAUGGGACACUGCUGGACAGGAAAGAUUUAGAAGUCUUAUUCCAAGCUAUAUUAGAGAUUCAUCUGUUGCCGUAAUUGUAUAUGAUGUUGCAAGCCGGCAGACUUUUUUGAACACAUCAAAGUGGGUUGAAGAGGUGAGAAGUGAGAGAGGCAGUGAUGUCAUUAUUGUUCUUGUUGGGAACAAAACAGAUCUGGUUGAAAAGAGGCAGGUCUCUAUUGAGGAAGGGGAAGCAAAAGCCAACGAAUUGAAUGUCAUGUUUAUUGAGACUAGUGCCAAAGCUGGGUUUAAUAUAAAAGCCCUCUUCCGAAAAAUUGCAGCUGCAUUGCCGGGAAUGGAGACACUAUCAUCUACAAAACAAGAAGACAUGGUUGAUGUCAACUUGAAGUCUUCAAAUGCCAACACUCAAUCUCAAACCCCGUCAAGUGGGUGUGCUUGUUGAGUGUGGUCUGUCUCGUAGAAUCUUUUUGCUUCGUUGUAUAACUUUUUAGUGGAUGUUUGUCUGCACUCUUCGACAGCAAUAUCAUUACUCGAAAAGGUCAGAAUAUACAAGUGGUGAGAUAGGGGUUGAAAAACUUACAUUUAGAAAUUCAUUUUGUUGGUGUGCUUGUGAUAAUGUACUAGUAUAGUAAAGGUAGCCAACACAACGUAAAAUUUUAGCUGUUAAUUUUACUUGGCCCAAAAAUUUCUCUGUUCA
Neltuma alba is the source of this 995-nucleotide messenger RNA. RefSeq names its product ras-related protein RABH1b. The record is from RefSeq and is a predicted model, not a curated record. Gene Ontology annotation, molecular function: GTP binding; GTPase activity. The transcript has 6 exons. Lineage: Eukaryota; Viridiplantae; Streptophyta; Magnoliopsida; Fabales; Fabaceae. The coding region runs from base 117 to 740 and encodes 207 amino acids.